AUGAGUUCGAAGAAGGCGGAAAGCGCUUCAUCAGGUGCAGCUCCAGCAAUUCGGCGCGACCCGUAUGAGGUUUUAUCUGUUUCAAGGGAUUCUACCGAUCAAGAAAUCAAAACCGCGUACAGGAAACUUGCUCUGAAGUAUCAUCCAGACAAGAAUGCCAACAACCCGGAAGCUUCAGAACUUUUCAAAGAGGUUGCGUAUUCCUACAGUAUCUUAUCUGACCCAGAGAAGAGAAGACAGUAUGACAGUGCAGGAUUUGAGGCUCUAGAUGCAGAAAGUAUGGACAUGGAAAUUGAUUUGUCAAACCUGGGAACAGUCAAUACAGUGUUUGCUGCAUUAUUCAGCAAGCUUGGCGUUCCUAUUAAGACAACAAUUUCUGCUAAUGUACUCGAAGAAGCUCUGAAUGGGACUGUUACAAUCAGACCCCUUCCAAUGGGCACAUCAGUCAGCGGAAAGGUAGAAAAACAAUGUGCACACUUCUUCGGUGUAACCAUAAGCGAGCAACAAGCUGAAUCAGGGAUUGUUGUGAGGGUUUCUUCAAGUGCACAGAGCAAAUUUAAGUUGCUUUAUUUUGAACAAGACGUGAAUGGUGGCUAUGGUUUAGCGCUACAGGAAGAUAGUGAGAAAACAGGCAAGGUGACAUCUGCUGGCAUGUAUUUCUUGCAUUUUCAAGUUUACAGAAUGGAUUCAACAGUGAAUGCGUUAGCAAUUGCUAAGGAUCCCGAUGCCGCAUUUUUUAAGAGGUUGGAAGGUCUACAACCUUGUGAGGUUUCGGAACUCAAAGCUGGCACUCAUAUAUUUGCUGUUUACGGAGACAAUUUUUUCAAGACGGCUACAUAUACGAUUGAAGCACUUUGUGCAAAAUCAUAUGAAGAUACAACAGAAAGGCUCAAGGAAAUAGAGACCCAGAUUUUAAGAAAAAGAAAUGAUCUACGUCAAUUUGAGACUGAAUAUAGGAAGGCCUUGGCGCGGUUUCAGGAAGUAACCAACAAAUACACUCAAGAAAAGCAAGCUGUCGAUGAGCUGCUAAAACAGAGAGAUACCAUUCACUCGUCAUUUACAGUCAACAGAUCGGUUAGUAAUAUUAGCAACGGAAGCUCGAGCAGAGUUGUUGGCGACGAUAUGAGAUGUGAGAGCCCAGGGCAUGGGGAAGAAGGUGGUUCCGACGGUAAAGAUAAAGCAUCUAAAAAGAAAUGGUUCAACUUGAACCUGAAAUCUGAUAAGAAGUUGUGA
Messenger RNA from Linum trigynum, 1233 nucleotides. NCBI's taxonomy places the organism in Eukaryota, Viridiplantae, Streptophyta, Magnoliopsida, Malpighiales, Linaceae. The record is from the annotation of a GenBank genome assembly.